This is a messenger RNA of Panicum virgatum (switchgrass), 2218 nucleotides long. RefSeq names its product serine/threonine-protein phosphatase 7 long form homolog. Bases 64 to 2094 code for a protein of 676 amino acids. The record is from RefSeq and is a predicted model, not a curated record. Lineage: Eukaryota; Viridiplantae; Streptophyta; Magnoliopsida; Poales; Poaceae. Gene Ontology annotation, biological process: meristem maintenance; meristem development. The transcript is spliced from 9 exons.
GAGGGGUGAGAGAGAGGCAAAGCGGCGAAGCCCUGCCGGAUUUUCAAGCCGGCGACUGCAGGUAUGGCCGGGGUUACUCCUGCGUUGCUGGACCCAACAAUAGACUCGGGUCACCAGUCAUUCCUUGCUGUGGUUCAACACCAACAACUAAACGUGCUGCAUCCACGUCCACCUGCAGAGUUAGUUCCUGUAGACCUACGAUGGGUGCCCAGGCUGAGCGAGGCAGGUCUUCUCACUGUGGCUCGUCUUGCUGAGAGUGCUUUGGUGAAGCUAGACAGGUCUCUACUUUCAUCUCUCGUUGACAGAUGGAGACCUGAGACACACAUGUUCCACCUCCCUUGUGGGGAGAUGGCACCGACCCUGCAGGACGUUGCGAUGCUGCUUGGUCUUUCUAUCACCGGAGACGCUGUUGGGCCCCGCGUGGUACCUUCUACGUGGCUGGAGGAUCUUGAGGAAUGUUUUGCAGGUGUUACCACCACGAUUGAUCCUGAAGAUUUCAAUGAGCAUCCACAGUCGAAAGGCCCUUCGAAGUCAUGGCUCAUACAGUUUCAGCCGGAUCUGUUGGCAGCCGAUGCUAAUGAGUACAACGUGACUAGAUCACUCGAGGCAUACCUGCUGUGGUUGUUUGGGUACAUCAUGUUCAACAACUCACACGGCCACUGUGUGGAUAGGGUGCUUCUGCCCUACGCACAGGAGAUCGCCGAUGCAGAUGAGGAUGCCAUACCCUUAUAUAGUUGGGGUUCAGCGGUUCUUGCAUGCAUAUAUCAUGGACUCUGCAAGGCAUCACGGCAGAAUGAUAGGAAUGCUGUCCUAACGGGGUGCCUAAUUCUGCUACAGCUUUGGUCUUACGAGAGGAUUGCUAUCGGUCGUCCCAUGAUUGACCAGUCACCAUACAAGCCGGAUAUGUACGGUGACACGGAGUACGACAGACCCACCAUGGGGACUCUCUGGUACUCUCGGCAGAAAACAUGGGCACAUGUACAGACCCGACAGUCUUAUCCUGAGUUUGUUGUGGAAUUUGAUCAAUUGACCCCAGAAGAUAUUAUGUGGGAGCCAUACAGUCCUUUGGCUAUAGCCGCACGUGCACCGCUUGGGAUAUCUUCGGUGUGCACACAGGACCAGGGCCUAUGGAUGACUACUGCAGCUUUGGUGUACGACGUUGCAGUUGAGGCCCACUACCCGGAAAGAGUCAUGAGGCAGUUCGGUCGACGCCAGUCUUUCCCUGUGUCUUCAGCGUUGGAUCGUGUUCAGUGCCACGAUCAUAGUUUAUCAAGGGCUGGACAUCCUUUCUCGACAAUGUGGGUCACUAGAUUACAACCGUGGGUGGCUGCGUGGGAUGAUGCAGACGAGCAGUUGGCUGAGGAUACCGGUCCACACACUGAGUCUUCGUUUCUGGCGUACUUGACCUGGUAUGAACCGAAGACUCGUUGCCGUUUGACGUAUGUUGACAUGCAUCCACAGCCGCAUGUUGCGACUUCGCAGGAUGGCUAUACACGACACAAGGAUGAGGCAUUAGCUGGGGCGUUCGAAAUGUGUAGGUUGCUUGAAUUAGAUUGCUCACUGAAUGUAAUGAGGAUUUAUGGCGGGUCUACGAUGAGCAUGCCGGCACAACUCGAGGCCUGGAUCAUUCAACGUGAUAGAGCCCGAGGCAUCCAUCAGGCCUUUGGUACGCGGACGGAGUACGAGGAUUCCUACGGAUCGUCGCAAGCGUCGACGUCGGUUCCUUGUGGUCCCGCAUGGCAGCAGCCUCCCUUAUACCACCGACAGUACGAAGGAUCACAACAGUUCACCGGAGCGGGGCCGUCUUCGUAUCACCCUAUGCCGCCACCAGGAGGAUAUGAAGGAGCUUCUUCCUAUCCACCACCACCACCACCUCCAACACAGGGGUGGUCUCAAGACAACGACGUGGCCUCCUUCGAUGACUUUACACGGUUGUUUGCUACGCCUACCCAGGACGAUGAUCCCAGCUUGCAUACACCUGUGGCUCUGUUACGCCGUCCUGCCAGAGAUGUGAGGCCACCAGACCGUCAUAGCUACCCUACAGAUCACGUACACGCACAACAUAAGAGAGGUCGGAAUGGUAGGUGUGGUUAGUUAUUGGCACUUAUUUCUCUAUUGUUAUUAUGGACUAUUUCGACAGUUUGGAUUAUGGUUGUUUAUGAUUGUGGUAAUUUACUUGUCAUUUGUUUCUAUAGAUAUUAUUGAUGUGAACUUGUUA